Trichoplax adhaerens is the source of this 1116-nucleotide messenger RNA. RefSeq lists its product as uncharacterized. NCBI's taxonomy places the organism in Eukaryota, Metazoa, Placozoa, Uniplacotomia, Trichoplacea, Trichoplacidae. The record is from RefSeq and is a predicted model, not a curated record. The transcript has a single exon. The coding region runs from base 1 to 1116 and encodes 371 amino acids.
AUGGAGGGACAAACGAUUAGAACUGAUAUUUUUGAAUAUGAUAAAGCGUUUCUUGGCUAUAAGAGUCGCAAUAAUGAUCAUCAGUUAUUAUCUCUAUUAAAUCACUCAUUCUUAAAAGAACUUGAAAGUGAUGGCUUGUUUCGUCGUGAGGAUCAACCAACUAUAGUCGGCGAUAUUGGCUGUGGAGACGCAGAUGCAAUUAUCCGUUACCUGCAAAAUGUAGAAUUUAAAGGAGGAUUAGAUAUUAGAGCUAUAGACAAACAUCCAGUGUUUGCCGGUAUCGAUCAAUCUACAGAUGAGAAAGGAAAUAGCAAAAAGGAAAAAGGCCUAGCAGAAGAAAAUUUCUCCAAGGUUGAACAAGCACAGACUAUCCCAUUAAAGAGUUUUCAAGUUAAAUAUGGCGAUAUUUUGCAGGAUGAUGUUGUGCAGUUACUGCUUCGAGAUGAGGAAAUGAAAACUUCAAUGAAUCGAUUUAAUCUUGUCUUUAUGUCUCAUGCAGUCUACUACGCCCGUGGCCAACAUAAAAAUGGUCGCUAUGGCGUGACCAAUCUUGUAGAUAGCGUUGCAAGCAAUUUAUUGUCAGACGAUGGCGUUGCAAUACUAUUCCAUACUAGCCUUUCACCAGUUCCUCACUCAUAUUUGGCAAGAGCUUACUAUACUAGAGGGGUAAUUGAAAAUGAGACUCCAACCGAGGAAGAAUAUAAGAGUUUAUCGGUUGAUUACAUCAUUAGGAGCUCGUGCAAUGAAUUAGGAUUAACUUAUUUUGAGAUACCGUACACGUUUAAGCUAUUCCAAUCUAAGGAAUAUAAAAAAUACAGUGAUAUCUACAAAGAUCCCAGCAGAUAUCACGAAUUGCAGGGCAAUGCUAUCGCCCUACAGGGUUUGUACGCUACCAUAUUUAUUGGUCACCGCUCACCGGAUAAUAUGCACGCUGAUCAAUCUCCUCGUGGACUAAACCAUGUUGUGGACAAAGUGAUUGAUGCUAUAGACAAUAAUGAUGGCUUUGAAGUAGUUUCGUGUAUGCAAAUCAUCCUAAGCAGAAAAGCAAGCGAUGAAUUUAAGCAGAAGAUUGAAAAAGCUGUGAAAAUAUGUCAGAAUAAACUUUGUGACUCGUAG